Mastomys coucha (southern multimammate mouse) is the source of this 4728-nucleotide messenger RNA. RefSeq names its product TGF-beta activated kinase 1 (MAP3K7) binding protein 2 (gene Tab2). The record is from RefSeq and is a predicted model, not a curated record. The coding region runs from base 838 to 2919 and encodes 693 amino acids. Gene Ontology annotation, molecular function: K63-linked polyubiquitin modification-dependent protein binding; ubiquitin binding. Gene Ontology annotation, biological process: positive regulation of protein kinase activity. The transcript has 7 exons. Lineage: Eukaryota; Metazoa; Chordata; Mammalia; Rodentia; Muridae.
CACGUGGCUAGCAUUAAUUUGUAGCUUAACUUUUGCCUGAGUCUUUCUAGUUUAGUUUGUUUGCUAGUAGUGGCAAACUACUGCAAAAGCAGUUUAAGAGAAAUGAUGUGGAAGUGCUAUAGAGUCAAGUCCUGCAAAUGUGCAAAAUAAUACACUGGUCUCCAUUGAAACGUAAGCAUAGAACAGCCGUCCCUCUCCAGGGUUCCUGUGAGAGACAAGUCAUAUUGGGGAUUAAGUGAGUGAGGCAGACUCCCUCCCAGUGUCCUUAACUGUUCUGUUCUUCUACAUUCACGUGAAGUUAACACAUUUUCCAGUCGCUUGAAAUGAUAGGGUUUGUUGUUUAUAGAUAAAACAAAAUUCUGCAUUUACAUGGUAUAUUUACCUGAAUUCAAUUGUACUUCAACUAACUUGUAUAUAUAUGCAAAUAUAUAUUACUUGACUGCUUGAAAGAAGCCAUAACAAAAUAUAUAGUAUACAUGGACUCUGCAUCUUGAUAUUUUCCAUCAGUUUCUUCUGUUUAGUAAUUUGGAUGUCUUACUCCACUAAGAAAAAGACUCAUAAUUUUCCUUAAUGUGGCAACGCAAUAAUUUAUUUCUCCUCGAAGGUGAUUGUUGUUUGGAGUGAAGGGGAGAGGCUCUGUAAUUAAAGACAGGCCCUUGUCACCAAACAUGACGAUAGGAGUUUGAUCACAGAGAUCCAGAGAGUGCAAGGAGAGACCCAACUCUGGAGAGUUGUCCUCUGACCACCACAUAAAAUGCUUGGCCAGAAGAGAUGAGUACUAAUUCCACUCAGGCCUAGAAUUGCCUAUUGAGAUAGACCUGAGCAGGUGACAUACGAAUGGCCCAAGGAAGCCACCAAAUUGAUUUUCAGGUUUUACAUGACCUGCGACAAAAAUUCCCUGAAGUGCCUGAAGUUGUUGUAUCCAGGUGCAUGUUACAGAACAAUAACAACCUGGAUGCCUGCUGCGCUGUUCUCUCUCAGGAGAGCACAAGGUAUCUUUAUGGUGAAGGAGAUCUGAAUUUUUCAGAUGAGUCUGGAAUUUCUGGUCUACGCAAUCACAUGACUUCUCUCAACUUGGACUUGCAGUCACAGAAUGUGUACCACCGUGGAAGAGAAGGAGGUCGAGUGAAUGGAAGCAGGACUUUAACACACAGCGUUAGUGAUGGACAGCUUCAAGGUGGGCAGUCCAAUAACGAACUGUUUCAGCAGGAGCCACAGACAGCACCAGCUCAAGUUCCUCAAGGCUUUAAUGUUUUUGGAAUGCCCAGUACAUCUGGUGCUUCAAAUUCAACACCACAUCUUGGAUUUCACCUAGGCAGCAAAGGGACAUCAAACCUCUCUCAACAAACUCCCAGGUUUAAUCCUAUUAUGGUAACUUUAGCCCCAAACAUACAGACUGGCCGUAGUACUCCUACAUCUUUGCACAUACAUGGUGUACCUCCGCCUGUACUGAACAGUCCACAGGGAAAUUCUAUCUAUAUUAGGCCUUAUAUUACAACUCCUAGUGGUACAACUCGACAGACACAACAACAUUCUGGCUGGGUAUCUCAGUUUAAUCCCAUGAACCCUCAGCAAGCCUAUCAACCUUCACAGCCUGGACCUUGGACUACUUAUCCUGCAUCCAAUCCUUUGCCACAUACCUCAACCCAGCAGCCAAAUCAGCAGGGCCAUCAGACCUCUCAUGUAUACAUGCCUAUCAGUUCACCAACUACUCCACAACCGCCAACCAUUCACUCGUCUGGUAGCUCUCAGUCUUCUGCCCAUAGCCAAUAUAACAUUCAGAAUAUUUCAACAGGACCUCGAAAAAACCAGAUAGAAAUCAAACUUGAACCCCCACAAAGAAACAGUUCUUCAAAAUUACGUUCUUCUGGACCUCGAACUGCCAGCACUUCCUCAUUGGUCAACAGCCAGACCUUAAAUAGAAAUCAGCCCACUGUUUACAUAGCUGCCAGUCCCCCAAGUACUGAUGAAAUGAUCUCCCGUAGUCAACCCAAGGUCUAUAUUUCAGCCAAUGCCACCACAGGAGAUGAGCAAGGCAUGCGGAAUCAACCGACACUCUUCAUAUCUACAAACUCUGGGGCAUCUGCAGCCUCCAGGAACAUGUCUGGGCAAGUGAGCAUGGGUCCUGCCUUUAUCCAUCACCAUCCUCCCAAAAGCCGAGUAUUAGGUGGUAACUCUACAACGUCUCCUCGAGUGGUGGUCACUCAACCCAACACAAAAUAUACUUUCAAAAUUACAGUUUCCCCCAAUAAGCCCCCUGCUGUUUCCCCAGGGGUGGUCUCCCCCACCUUUGAACUUACGAAUCUUCUAAAUCAUCCUGACCAUUAUGUAGAGACAGAGAACAUUCAGCACCUCACUGACCCUGCUUUAGCACAUGUGGAUAGAAUAAGCGAAGCCCGGAAACUGAGUAUGGGAUCUGAUGAUGCUGCCUACACACAAGCUCUGCUGGUGCACCAGAAGGCCAGGAUGGAACGGCUUCAAAGAGAGCUUGAGAUGCAGAAGAAAAAGCUGGAUAAACUCAAAUCUGAGGUCAACGAGAUGGAAAAUAAUCUAACUCGAAGGCGCCUGAAGAGAUCAAAUUCCAUAUCCCAAAUACCUUCACUCGAAGAAAUGCAGCAGUUGAGAAGUUGUAAUAGACAACUCCAGAUUGACAUUGACUGCUUAACCAAAGAAAUUGAUCUUUUUCAAGCCCGAGGACCACAUUUUAACCCCAGCGCUAUUCAUAACUUUUAUGACAAUAUUGGAUUUGUAGGCCCUGUGCCACCAAAACCCAAAGAUCAAAGGUCCACCAUCAAAGCACCAAAGACCCAAGACACAGAGGAUGAGGAAGGUGCUCAGUGGAAUUGCACUGCCUGCACGUUUCUGAAUCACCCGGCCCUAAUCCGCUGUGAACAGUGUGAGAUGCCUCGGCAUUUCUGAGCCAAAGGCCCUGUCUUCUUCUGAAACCACAUCUAAAGUGAAAGAACGUCACCUGUCAUCGGGGAAGUGUUUCACUGCCACAUAGGAGUUAGUCCACUUGAAGGUGUGACGAGACAGUGGUGUGCUGUGUUGAGUGUCAGCCCACAGAGCUAAUGAUACCUCAGUCUAAUGUCAUGGGCAGUGAGAUUCAGCACCUGAAAGGUGACCUGAGAGACCGGGCUGCCUGCUGCCUGACCAUGUCCAGUGUCACCGUGUCAAUGCCUAGGUGUUCCCAGGGCUUCUCCCCUCUUGUCACUACUGAUCUUGACAGGAGGAGGGAACAAGAUGAUCGCUUUCUGUGUUUUUAAAGCUUUUGGUGAAACACUACAUACACAAAGAGAAGGAACAAGGUUCGACUAAAAACUCUGCUGCCACAUAGUGCCAGUAGAUGUGGGAAAUGUCACAAAUCUGUGGUACUUUUGGCCUUGUCCUCUGUCUUCUCUGAGGACGUCUCUGUGAAGCCAGCAUCUAGGUGUGAGAUAAAAGGAAAGCAGUGUGUCUGUACAAUCCGCAGUGCGCUCCCCAAGCCUUUCCUACUGUACAGAUCUCUCACGUCUGCUUUGACCUCUCCAUUAUCUUCUUAUAUUUCUAUAUGUAUAGUGUAAUAGACUUUUGUUAACUAAUGUUCUUUUUCCCUUUUAGUAAGCACGAUCAUGUUCCUUUUUAAGCCUUACCUGAGAAAAGCAAUGCCAUAAGAUAGAAAGCAUUAAUGAAAUGAAACUGUGCACAACAUAACGUUCCUCUCCUCCUCCUCCUCCUCCUCCUCCUUCCCCUCUUCUCCUCUUCCUCCUCCUGUCCUUUGUCCCUUGGUGCCAGUGCUCUGAGAAGACAUGCAGGUGCUGCAUGUGAGUUGCAGGAAACACUGCAGGCAUGUCAGACGGUCAUGCUGUACACUGACUUCAGCAGUGGGUGACCAAACAUGUCGUUUUGUCUUCUCCAGCAGCUUAAAGCAAAAAGUAUUUAAACCCAUCUUUCCCCAUCUGUGUGGUAUCCCAUAGAAUUCCAUGGGAGGUUCUUGUUGGGAAAGUGCAGUUUGAGAAGCAGCCACAGCAGCCGCUCCCACAGCCUCUUCUUCCCGGGAAGAAGUGUAGCUGCCGUACUGUUGGGACAGUCAUGUGUAUUUAUAAAACAUAGUCAUCUUUAGGACAACUGAAGAAAAGCUGGAAAAAAGAAAGAAAACAAGCAGACUUGAACACUGAAGCAACCUCAGACAUCUCUUUAUUUUGAUGAUAUAUUUUUGUAAGGAAAAUAAAUAUUCAUAUGAUCAGGAAUGUAUAUAACUAAAUGAAAUCAAGAAAAAAUAACAGUAUGCAUUUUAAAAGAAUUAUGAAAUUAUCAGUGCUUGGAAUGGGGCUAAGGGAAGUGCUGAAAUAUAGCAAAAAAAAAGGAAAUAAUGUAUUGUCCCACUGUAAAUGUUCACAAGUGGCUAUGUUUUAAAUAAACAGGAUUAUUACAGAUGAGUGUUAAAAAGGUCAGAGCCUUCCUUUCAGGCUUUGCACCGUGAGAUGGAAAGAGAUCCGGCAGCCAUAGGUCACUAGUCAACGGACCCCAAACUCGUACAUUUGAUGCAUUGUGUUUUAAAAGUAGGCCUUGUUUUUCAGCUUCCUCUGCAGUUCUAUGUGAAGAUUGGUAAAUCAGUUUUUACUUGUUUUAUUAAUAAAACGUAAUUUGGAUAUCUUGAGUUGAUGGUUUUGUGAUUUAGCUGGGUAAACUAUCUUUGUAACAGAUAAGUUAUUUAUAAAAAUUAAAAAAAACUUAUAUUCUAAAGUG